Messenger RNA from Cervus elaphus (red deer), 1077 nucleotides. Its product is annotated as carcinoembryonic antigen-related cell adhesion molecule 18-like. NCBI's taxonomy places the organism in Eukaryota, Metazoa, Chordata, Mammalia, Artiodactyla, Cervidae. Bases 1 to 1077 code for a protein of 358 amino acids. The record is from RefSeq and is a predicted model, not a curated record. The transcript has 6 exons.
AUGGAUAUCACCUCACUCACAGGAGUGGUAGGACAACAGAGCCUGCUGGUCAUCGAGAACACCCCUGAAGAUGUUCAGGAAUACAGCUGGCACCGGGGUGCAAAUGACACUGAGGAAAAUCUGAUUAUCAGUUACAAUGCCACAUCUCAUUCCCAGCAGAAGGGGCCCAUGUACAGUGGCCAGGAAAGCAUGAUUUCUACUGGUGCCCUGCUGAUCAAAGAGUCUCGACUAAAUGACACGGGGAACUACACCGUGCGGGCGGCUGCCAUCAGUGAUACCCAGAGAGCAACUGGCUGGCUCGAGGUUCAAGAGUUUGAAACCCUGGACAUCUCAGUCAACGCCAGCAUCGUGCUAGAGGAUGUGGACUCCAUGGCUGCCAUCUGCCACACCAACAACACUGAGGUCCAGUGGUAUGUGGCCCACACACUGGUGUCCAGCUCUGAACGCACGGCCAUCUCCCCAGACACAAAGACCCUCAUCAUCACAAGGGUCAAGAACUAUGACUCGCCGCUGCAGUGUGGGGUCAAAAUCGUCUUAGGGACUGUCAUUCAGAGAAGUGAACUGAUCUAUCUGACGAUGGCCUAUGGACCCUCUUAUGUAAUGAUCCUCAGCGAGGCCAGUAACGACAACAGCAUCCUGCCUGCUGAGAUCGGUUCCCAAGUGGAGAUGGUGUGUGUUUUCAAUGGCGCGCCAGAAUCCAAGUACCGCUGGAUCCACAGUGGCUCCCUCCUGAGCUUCCCAGAAAAGAACAUCACCCUCCCGAGUCUGACCUGGGACCAGAUGGGCAGACACAGGUGCAUCGUGGAGAACAACCUCACCCAGCUGACCUUGUACGAGGAAGUCCAGGUCCAGCGCCCCCGGUUUAGCCAAAGCGUCACCAUGUCAACAUUCCUCCUGGACUUCCUCAUGGCGUGGUCAAUCUUGGGCUAUGUCCUCCUCUUUACUCUCAUCCUUUUGGGCCUCAUCAGAUGUUACUCCACCAGACCUGGAGGACAAGACCUGAUGGGCAAGGAGGUGAGGGGGUUCACUGUUGCUGCGAGACAGCAACAGGUAGUGACUGAAGCCUUGUACGACUAG